Argentina anserina (silverweed cinquefoil) is the source of this 2454-nucleotide messenger RNA. RefSeq lists its product as uncharacterized. Gene Ontology annotation, molecular function: protein dimerization activity. The transcript has 2 exons. The record is from RefSeq and is a predicted model, not a curated record. Lineage: Eukaryota; Viridiplantae; Streptophyta; Magnoliopsida; Rosales; Rosaceae. Bases 1 to 2454 code for a protein of 817 amino acids.
AUGUCAGUUGAGCCGACUGAGAGUGCCAAACGAUUGAAAACUUCAUUGAUUAGUUCGUGGUUUAGCAGAAGCAAUGCUCAGCCAUCAUCUUCACAAGUCUCUGUAAGUACUCCAAUAGCAAUUGGAGUACCUGAACAUCCUUCUUCUGACUCGCCUUUACAUGGGUCGCAGAGAAAUGAGUUUGAUCCAAAUGGCAAUGACAAUGCCAUUGAACGUGAUCCUGGAAAACGAUGUCCUAUAUGGAAGUAUCCUGUAGAUAGACGCGAAGCUAUCCGGAAAGCUUACAUCUUAUUAGGUCCUUGUCAACCGAAGCUCCAAGCUUAUAAACUUUCACAACAUGGGAAACAAAGGCGAGCAUUUAAAUAUGAAUGGUUUGAAGGUCACCCAUGGCUUGAGUACUCGGAGGAGCAUGAUAAGAUCUAUUGUUUCCCAUGCUUUCUUUUUGAUAAAGAAAAUGCUACUCAUCGUGCUUUCACCAAAGAUGGGCAAAGAAAUUGGAAGCAAAAGAGUAUCCUUAAACAACAUGCUGGGUCUACAAUGGGUGUUCAUCAUGAAGCUAUGGAGAAGUGGUACUCAUUGAGGAAUUUAGCUACACAAAUUGAGAGAGUUUUUGUGAAACAAACAUCAAAAGAGGUGGAGCAUAAUCGCUUUAGGUUGAAGGCUACAAUUGAGAGUGUAAGACUAUUAGCCAACCAAGGACAAGCUUUUAGAGGCCAUGACGAAUCCGAAAGCUCUCGUAAUGCUGGAAAUUUUCAGCAAGUUAGGAAGUCUUAUGCAAGAAUGGCUAAUGAUGAUGAUAGAGCUAUAUUGGAGGGUGGUCCUGGAAAUGCCAAGUACACUUGUCCAAUUAUUCAAAAGCAGCUUUUGAAUAUUCUUGGUAAUAGGGUGAGACAAAUGAUUCGUGAAGAAGUUGGUAAUGCAAAAUUUUGCAUUCUUGUUGAUGAAGCAGUUGAUGAGGGUGGUAAGGAGCAAAUGUCCAUUGUUUUGAGGUUUGUUGAUCGUUAUGGUUUAAUACGAGAAAGAUUCUUUAAGAUAGUGAGUGUACCCGAGACAACCUCAUUGACUCUUAAAUUGGCUAUAGUUAAAGUUCUUGGUAUGUUCAAUUUGCAAGUGGAAAACAUCCGUGGUCAAGGAUAUGACGGGGCCAGCAAUAUGAGUGGUAUUUGGAAUGGCUUACAGGCAUUAUUUCUUGAAGAUUGUCCGUAUGCCUACUAUAUUCAUUGUUUUGCUCACCGUUUGCAGUUAGCACUAAAUGGGGCAGCUAAGAGUGUUCAUGAUACUUACCGCUUCUUUUCCACUCUAGUUAUGAUUGUGAAUUUUAUUGAUGCCUCUGCUAAACGUAAGGGUGAAUUAAGAUCUGCACGAGAGGAGGAAAUCCAAGAUUUAGUUGCUCUUGGUACCCUUGAAACAGGGAAGGGUUCUAACCAAAUAAGUACCUUGCAACGGGCAUGUACUACCCGUUGGAGCUCUCAUUUUCGCUCUAUUAAGAGCCUCAUUGAAUUAUUUAGUUCAACCUUUACUACUUUGGUUGAUAUCAUGGAGACUGCAAAAGUACUUGUUCAGGGAGAAGCUAGUGGUAUUCUUAAAGCAAUGAGAGCCUUCGAGUUUGUGUUUUGUCUGAUUUUGAUGUAUAGAAUCAUGAAAGUCACAGAACAUCUUUGUCAAACACUACAACGAAAAGCUAUUGACAUCCGAGCUGCAUUGAACAUUGUGGCACAUACAAAAUCGCUUCUUCAAGAGAUGAGAGAUGAUGGUUGGAAUGAUUUUUUGGUAGCCCUUACUUCAUUCUGUGAGAAACAUAGCAUCGAUAUGCCUGAUAUGACUGCUCGUUACUUGGAUGGCACGGGUCGUCCAUGUCAACAACAGAAUUUUAUCACCAUUGAGCACCAUUUCCACAUAGAGGUAUUCAAUGUUGUACUUGACUAUCAAUUGAGUGAGCUAAACAAGAGGUUCAAUGAGCGGUCUUGUGAACUCCUUAUGCUUACUUCGACUUUGGAUCCUCAAGAUAAAUUCAGCCUUUUUGAAACUGAAAAGGUACUUCUUCUUGCUAAAACCUUUUAUCCUCAAGAUUUUUUGCAAGAUGACUUACUUAUUCUAGAAGUGGAGUGUGCAUAUUAUAUGAAUGAUAUAGUUGAGAAUGCAACAUUUCACAACUUAGAAUCUAUAUCUGAUUUAUGUCGGCAACUUGUUCAAAAAAGGAAGUCAGAGUUUUUUCCGAUGAUAUAUAGAUUGAUUUGCUUAGUGUUGACCAUUCCCGUUUCUACUGCUACCACUGAAAGAGCUUUUUCAUCCAUGAACAUAAUAAAAAACAAACUCAGAAACAAGAUAGAAGACGAAUUUCUUGACGAUUGCAUGGUACUCCACAUUGAGAAGGAAUUUGCUGAAGCGGUUGAUAAUGAGGUGGUGAUCAAAGAUUUUGAAGAGUUGGUUCCACGUAGAGUAAAAUUUAGUUAA